GCUGCACGGCAGCACGGGCCACGGCCUCCGCGGCUCUCCGCGCCUAGGCAGUACGGGCGGCGGCGCGGCGCGGUGGGAGGCGGGCGGACGGCCGGGGGUGGCGCGCGGCCAGCCCAGGACUCCACCAGGCACCAGUCCAGCUACGGUGACCAGGUCGGCACUCGCCACUCGGAAGCUCCGCAGCGGUUCUGCCAUUCUGCGGCUGCAGGUGCCAGCAUGGUCGAUUAUUCUUUCACCCAUGAGUUCAAACUCGGCUAUUUGGAGACGGAGAACGUCGCCAUCGGGCACUCAGUCAGCUCCGAGGUCAUCUUGGCUGGGGGGGACCUCUGGAGGAUCAAAUGCUACCCGCGUGGGCUUAUCACAUCGUACAGCGAGUGGACAUCUAUCUUCCUCCACCAUGUGAGCAGAUUCGAAGACGCCAAGGCCAUCUUCGAGGCCUCGGUGAUCCACACAGACGGCGGGGCUCUAUCUUCGUCCGAUAGAAGCAUGUGCGUGCGUGUUUACGGCGGCGCUGCUGAAUCCUGGGGCUGGCAUCAAUUCGUACCGCGAAGAGUCAUCAAGUCACUCUACGUGACCAAUGGUUCCUUCACAAUCGCGUGCAGGGUCAAAGUUUUGCAGAAGGACCCCUUGGACGUGCCGCCCUCCGACAUUGGGAGCCAUCUUGGGCGCCUGCUGGAGUGCGCAGACGGCGGCGGCUCCGAUGUUACCUUCGUCGUCGACGGCGAGAAGUUCCCCGCUCACCGGGCUGUGCUCGCCGCCCGCUCGCCGGUCUUCAAGGCACAGCUACUGGGCUCCAUGGCCGAUGCCAACAUGCCAUCCAUCACCUUGCACGACGUCGCGCCGGCGACCUUCAAGGUCAUGCUUCGCUUCAUGUACACCGACGCUUGUCCUGCGGAUGCUGAGCUCGGGGACUCCCCGGACGAGAUGUUGCGGCAUUUGCUAGCUGCGGCAGACCGGUUCGCGUUGGAUCGCCUGAAGCUUCUGUGUGCGAGCAAGCUCUGGGAUAAUGUGUCAGUGGAUACAAUUGCCACUACUUUGAUGUGUGCUGAAACAUACAAUUGUCCGGAGCUGAAAAGGAAGUGCAUUGGUUUCUUUGGGCAGGGGAAGAACUUCAAGACAAAGGCUUUGUUGACAGAUGGUUUUGUUCAGCUGGCGCAACAAUUCCCAUCGAUUCUUGAUGAGCUAAAGGAUAAGGUUGGAGGAUAGAGGCUGCAUGAUGUGUGUAUAUACAGGCUUAGCCUAUGGCUAUAGUAGUACUAGUUUUAUGGCAUUUUGAGUUUGGCAAAAGCUGUCUAAAACGAUUGUAAAGUGUUUGACUUUUCGGUUUGCAAGUGUCGCCACUAUUAUGUUA
Messenger RNA from Panicum virgatum (switchgrass), 1351 nucleotides. RefSeq names its product BTB/POZ and MATH domain-containing protein 1-like. Gene Ontology annotation, molecular function: protein binding. The transcript is spliced from 2 exons. The record is from RefSeq and is a predicted model, not a curated record. NCBI's taxonomy places the organism in Eukaryota, Viridiplantae, Streptophyta, Magnoliopsida, Poales, Poaceae. Gene Ontology annotation, biological process: protein ubiquitination. Bases 217 to 1206 code for a protein of 329 amino acids.